AUGAUUAUCAUUGUCUUGUUGGUGUGUACCUUUCUCAAUGGUCAGGGGCUAUCAACUGACGGGAGAAGUAAAGAUGUCACUCAAGAAGGGAGUACAGUGGAAAGAUCAGCUUCAGGUGCUCCAACAGAUUGUUGUGGACUUCCGGGUCGGGAUGGUCGGGACGGACGAGACGGAAUCCAGGGGCCUUAUGGGCCGCCCGGACCACCUGGGCAGAAAGGGCCUCCAGGACCUCAGAGUGUGAUAAAUCUGGACAAUCAAUUGGACAAGAUUUUCCAGACUCUCGUAGAACGAUUGGUUGGUGCCAACUUCGGCCGUUCUGGUGUGAACACCGGAGACGGUACAACGGGAACAGAGGAAGACACAAAAUCCAUAAGUCAUGCUGCUCCCGCUGAUUGUUGUGGACUUCCGGGUCGGGAUGGUCGGGAUGGUCGGGACGGACGAGACGGAAUCCAGGGGCCUUAUGGGCCGCCCGGACCCGCGGGAGAGAAAGGGCCUCCAGGACCUCAGAGUGUGAUAAAUCUGGACAAUCAAUUGGACAAGAUGUUCCAGACUCUCGUAGAACGAUUGACUGGUGCCAACUUCGGCCGUUCAGGUGUGAGAACCGGAGACGGUACAACGGGAUCAGAGGAAGACACAAACUCCAUAAGUCAUGGAGGAGCUGUCUACACCCGCUGGGGAAGAAAUAUCUGUCCGGAUCAUUCGGAAACACUAUACUCAGGUAUAAUGGCUGGCUCUCACUACAAGCAUAAAGGAAGCGGACCUAACCAGUUGUGUCUCCCACUGGAUCCCCAGUUCAACAAAACCUACCCUGGACAUCAAUCCAAAUCGUAUCUGUAUGGAACUGAGUUUCAGUUAAAUUAUGGCAAUGAUGUCUUCCGCACAACAAACUCGGGGGGUGUCGUCCCACAUAACAGAGAGGCUCAAUGUGCUGUGUGCUAUACUCCGGGUAGGUUGAGUCACCUGAUGAUCCCAGCCCGACUCGAGUGUCCAUCGGGAUGGACCGUGGAGUACCUGGGAUUUCUUGUGUCCCAACCCCACACGUUCCACAAGUCUGAGUACGUGUGCGUGGACCAGGAUCCAGAUACUCAUCCCGCCACCGCUGCUAACCUAGAAGGAAAUCUCCUAUACGUGGUGGAGGCGGCGUGUGGCUCACUACCUUGUCCACCAUAUGUGGACGGUUAUGAGAUUACCUGUGUCGUUUGCACAAAAUAA
Liolophura sinensis is the source of this 1212-nucleotide messenger RNA. RefSeq names its product short-chain collagen C4-like. The record is from RefSeq and is a predicted model, not a curated record. The transcript has 8 exons. Bases 1 to 1212 code for a protein of 403 amino acids. NCBI's taxonomy places the organism in Eukaryota, Metazoa, Mollusca, Polyplacophora, Chitonida, Chitonidae.